Molecule: messenger RNA, 264 nt
Organism: Drepanopeziza brunnea f. sp. 'multigermtubi' MB_m1
Lineage: Eukaryota; Fungi; Ascomycota; Leotiomycetes; Helotiales; Drepanopezizaceae
Source: RefSeq, a predicted model, not a curated record
AUGGCCGGCCUCCUAGGAAACCUCACCGGCGCGCUGGACAACACCCUCACCGGCGGCGACCCAGCCCAGGGCCAAGGCGGCCUCCUCGGCGCGGCCACGGGCACCGUCACCAAGACGGUGGACAGCGCCGGGAACGCGGUGACCAAGACGGUGGACGGCGCCGGGAACGUGGUGGGGCAGACGACGAACGGGGUGGCGAACACGGCCGGGGGGGCGGCGAAGGGGGCGGGGGGCUUGCUGGGGGGGGUGACGGGGGGGAAGUAG